AUGGAAAAUGAAAGAGAUGUGAAUGAGGAUGUAGUGUUGUGGAAGAGAAAACGAUACUUGGUCUUUAUACUCACCUGCGUGGGUUUUGUGAAUAUUUCACUAAUGAGAAGCUACCUAGCAGUGACUAUUGUUGACAUGACGGCUAUAAAGUCGGUUAGCCUAGAAAAUGGAACAAUUGCUCAAGUGCAGGAAUACGGUUGGAGUUCGCAAGUUCAAGGUCUCAUCCUAAGUGCCUUCUCCUACGGAUAUCUCGUUACGCAGCUCACUGGUGGCAUUCUCUGCACAAAAUUUGGUGGAACUUAUGUUUUAGUUGUGGGUAUUGCCUUCACAGGACUUCUUACAAUCCUUACACCUUAUGUUGCAGCUGAAGACUACACAUGGAUUAUUGUUUUGAGAACUCUUCAGGGUUUAAUGGAUGGUCCAUGCUAUCCUGCACUUUUAGCUCUCGUAACACGCUGGGUCCCAAUUCAGGAGCGCACGAGUAUGAUUUCUCUUGCACUCUUUGGGCUAAUGCUUGGCUCUGUUAUCACACUUCCAAUCACGGGAGCUAUCACUGUGACAUUUGGAUGGCAGAGUGCAUCUCAUAUCCUUGGAGCGUGUGGAUUGAUCUGGGCUGUGCUAUAUGGAAUAAUGGUAAAAGCCGGACCUGAAGUUGAUUCACAUUGUUCAGAGAAAGAGAAGAAAUUUAUCCUGCAGAACCUAAAGGGGGUGUCUGUGGGUAAAAAGUACAAAAUUCCAUGGAAGGGAAUUCUGACAUCACCAGCAGUCUGGUCCAUUGGUAUUGUUUGCUUCGCUCAGAUGUUGGGAAGCUCAAUCUUCUUGUCGCAGUUGCCAAGAUUCUUUACAGAUAUAAUGAAGCUAAACAUCGAUGAUGCCAGCUAUCUAUCAGCUAUCCCAUUCAUUUUCCUCUGCGUGACUAUGCUUUUCUCAGGUAUUGUCGUUGACAUGGUUAUACGAAAGAAAAUCCUGGGAGUCCGUCAGACACGACGCUACUUUACACUCUUCGCCUUUUUCCUAGAAGGUUCUUUUGUUGUAGCUGCAUCACAAUCAACGGAUAAAAUUAGCUUCAUCACCUACCUAACGAUUGGUGUAAUGUGGGAGCCUUUAGCCAUUUCCUGUGCUACGGUGAAUGUUGUGGAUUUGUGUCCUGUUUCAGCACCAAUUAUCCUUUCCAUGACAGCAACGUUAUCAGGAUCAGCAGGAAUCAUUGCACCAAUUCUUGUGGGAUAUUUAACAGCAGGGAAAACCCUAGAAGAAUGGCAAAUAGUCUUCUAUAUUGUUGCCUUCUUUUACUUUUUGAGUUCAAUUAUUUAUUGCAUUUGUAGCAAGGCUGGGAUUCAAGAAUGGUCGCCAGUUAAGAAAGAACAUGAAGGAACCAAUGAAACUGUUGCAUGAAUAUUUUUGUACUUAAAAAAUAAAUCGCAAAAUAAAGAAAA
Molecule: messenger RNA, 1436 nt
Organism: Lutzomyia longipalpis
Lineage: Eukaryota; Metazoa; Arthropoda; Insecta; Diptera; Psychodidae
Product: sialin-like
Exons: 5
Coding region: 1-1395 (464 amino acids)
Biological process (GO): transmembrane transport; monoatomic anion transport
Molecular function (GO): transmembrane transporter activity
Source: RefSeq, a predicted model, not a curated record